ACCACACUGCUUACAAAAAAUACAAAAAAACACACACACAAAACAUAAAAAUGUUGGAAAAUGGGCAAACCAGUUCGUUUUUUUAGUCAGAAUUCAAACCAACCACUAGAAGCCGAUUUUAAUUUAGAAGAGCAGAUGUUCCAGCGUUCGCAAAAAAAAUAUAAUUUUAGUUCAAGCGAGGAUUCUAAUCGAGCAUACAUGCGGUACAUGAAAACCCUGGUUCGAGUGCAAAACUCCAUACACAGAAGGUUCCAUUCCAGAAGUUCUAGAAUCUCGCAGGCCCACCACACUCGCAUCUCAGCUGGUGGAUCCGCCAAGGACUCGGAUAAAUCCUCGCAGGAACUAAAAAAUAAUUCUCAAUGUUGUGACCAGCAAAAGGAACUUCCUUGCGAAGCCGCUAAGCCAUCGAAACAAGCUGAUUGCCUCUCGAAUAAUAAACCUGUGGAAUCUCCCAGCCCGUGUAAUAAAAAAUCUUCAAAAAAUUCGGAAAGCAGCUGCAGUUCAAAGCCGGAACCCGUUAAGUCCACAUGCUGUGAUGCACCUGUGAAUCAGCGCAAAAGCUGCGUGUCCUUCGAACAGCCCGUGGCCAAGGAUAUUCCCAACUUUGAUCCGCCCUUCCGGAACUGUCCAUGUACGGAUCCCGAUAAACGCCAUUUGCCGAUUAUCGGCGUUUGCUGCAGUCAGGAAUCAUUUAAGGAAAUCCAAAAAGAUUGUACCGCAGAAACGGCAAGAGAUCCUCCACCUCAGAGGAUAAGAAAUCAGUCAGCUAGAAGAUGCUGCAGUAGACCUAUAAUUGUGGUGCCCGCGGGUGAGGGAACCAGGCGGUACAAAAAGGCACAAGAUGAACAAAAUUCGAAAAUAGUUACCCAGGAUCACUCCAAAAAUGAUACUACACCGAAUUCUAAAGAAAAAAGCCAACCGAAAUCUCAGCCUCUGGAGAAACCUUACAAUCCUACCCCAAAAUACGGAAAUUCAUCAGUGGAACAUCAGAAAACAUGUCCUGUUUCGAAUUGCAAACCAAAUGAGCCGACUCAUUCAAAAUGCCAGUGCACAAAUCAGUCUAAGGACUGUCAUAUAGAAGAGAAGCCCCAUUGCUCUAUGAAUCCCCCGCCAUGUAGCAACUGCCCAGCCAUUUCGGAUAUAACCAAGCAGUUGAGCGAAAUGAAUCGCCGGCUGGAGGGUCUUCAGAGUCACGAACUGUCCGACAUUCGCACCCAGGUGGAUUCCCUCAAUGCCAACGUUCAGUCGCUGACGAAGAAGUGCAUCGAGAAGAAGUCCGCCUGCAAAAAGCUGGAAAGGAAGCCCUCGAGCACCUGCCAGUUUUGUCAAGGAAAGCGGUUGACCCAGCUAGACUCUUUCCACCGCCAGCUGAUGGACCUGAUUGGCGAUCGUUGCCUCACCGAUAUCGUUAUAUCCAUUUUCCUGAGAGCCGACAAUCUCUAUCACGUAAACGUGAGGGACCUCAGCUCGGGAUGUUCUCUGGGCUGCUUCCUGGUCACCGAUGCCGCCAUCGAAGAGGCCGUACAGUUGGGCGUCUUCCAGGAAAUACUCACCUUCAGUGUAAUCGAUGUGCGGAAUACGAUCAAGCCAAAGAACUGCUCCCUGGGCUUGUCCUUUGAGUUCCAUCAUGCGGAUCGCCAGUGCGGUGGCUGCGAUCACAAAGCUGGUGGGAUUUGCCUGGUGGGUAGGGAGUAUGUCGCCAGGGUUCUGGGGCUUCCACUCCAACAGCUGAAGUAUGUCAACUCCAUUCCAGAAAACCUUACCAAAGAUUCGGAGAAUAAAUCUUGUAAGUCGAAAAAGAGGAACAAAAAAAUAUCUGGCAAAGAAAUUAAAUCAAAAUCCGGUCAUAGAAAAUCAGUUCAGGAUGAUCAGUUCAUUUUACCCCAUGACGAACAUAAAAAUCCAUUGAGCGAACUGCAAACGACCUCGACAUCAUUCGAUGUUGAUGAAGACAUGUUAGCGGUCUUCGACUGGCUAAAUAAAUCCUUUUCCAUUACCAAGUAA
Drosophila takahashii is the source of this 2004-nucleotide messenger RNA. RefSeq lists its product as uncharacterized. Lineage: Eukaryota; Metazoa; Arthropoda; Insecta; Diptera; Drosophilidae. The record is from RefSeq and is a predicted model, not a curated record.